CUGUUGACGCACAAGACGCACAUCGGCACCUCAGUCGUGACCCACUAGUGCAGGCUACAGACAUGGAGAUAUUGGACAGCGGGGAGCAGUUUUUACACUGGGAUCGGAACCUCAGCGAGCUGUCGGAACCUGGAGAGAGCGAGGGCGUUCUAUACAGCACUCACUUCACGGAGCUCCUGGAUGACCUAUCCCAGGAUGCAUUGCUGGGCCAGUUGCUUAGCGACCCCUUCCUGUCGGGCCGGGGGGAGGCGAUGGACACUGAGGAGGAGGAGGAGCUGACCCCCACCUCCCCCGCGCCUCCUCACAUCCAGGCCGAGCACAGCUACUCCCUCAGCGGAGACUCACGGCCACAAUCACCCCUCUCACACCUACCAGGAGAACAGGGGAGCGACGCAGGUGACUCCGAGGCAGAUGAUUGGCCCAUGGAGGAGGAAGAGAAGGUCAUGAAGAUGGAGCCUCUGCUGUGUGACCCCGCCCCCUCCCUGAUGCCCGCCAUGACCUUGGGCCUCACCGCAGAGGUCGCGACCCCUGACCCCAUCGCCACGGCAACCAGCCCCGCCCCCUCCGCCACCGCCACCCUCACCCUGGCCAACACACACCCCACACAGCUCAAGAUCAAGAUUAAGGAGGAUGCUGAUGUCUUGGUCCCUCAGAUGAAAUUGGAGCCUCAUGAAGUCGACCAGUUCCUGAACCUCUCACCUAAAGCCCUGGAGUCUCUCCAGAUGCCCCCUACGCCCCCCAGUUCCCAUGGCAGCGACUCCGAGGGCAGCCAGAGUCCUGUGCACCCCUCCCCCCCCCCCACCCCCCCCCCCCUCUCCGCACAGGGCCAGCCAGGCCUCAAGGUGGCGCCACGAGCACCCUCCUCACUCUCAAACUCACCCCUGCUCACCGCCCCUCACAAGCUGCAGGGUUCCGGUCCGCUGCUCCUGACUGAGGAAGAGAGGCGUACUCUGGUUGCCGAGGGUUACCCCGUGCCCACCAAGCUGCCCCUCACCAAGGCCGAGGAGAAGGCCCUCAAGAAGAUACGCCGCAAGAUCAAGAACAAGAUUUCAGCCCAGGAGAGUCGCAGGAAGAAGAAGGAGUAUAUGGACGCCCUGGAGAAGAAGGUGGAGACAUGCUCCAAUGAAAACAGCGAGCUGAGGCGGAAAGUGGAGAAUCUGGAGUGCACCAACAAGUCUCUGCUGCAGCAGCUACAUUCCCUGCAGGCCGUGGUGGCCGGGAAAGUGCCGCGCUCGUGCCGCGUCACAGCCGGAACUCAGACCUCAACAUGCCUCAUGGUGGUGGUGUUGUGCUUCGCUGUGUUUCUGGGGAGUUUCUACCAGGGCCUGAACCUCAACCCUUACUCCUCCAUCGCCAAGACAACCACCGCACUCAGGAGAGACAUCAGCAUGCAGGAGUCUUACACUGCUACAGUGAGGUCUCGUAGUCUGCUGUCGUAUGAGGACGACACUGCGCCCCCUGCUGGCUUGGGAGUGAAGUCCCGUAGCCUGCUGUCGUACGAGGACGAGACUGCCCCCCCUGCUGGCCUCGGAGGGGAGUACCCUGAGUGGGACGCUCAGAUGGACGUCAUGGCAACGUGGCGCCGCGAGCAACAGCAGCGCUACGACGAGGAGAAGCACGGCGAGGAGGCGCUCACACACACACACACACACAGCCAGGAGACACACACACCUCUCCUGCACAGCAACGACACACACACACACACGCAACAGAAGACAGCGGUCCUCAUCGACCUCAACACACACAGAUCACUGGACCAGCGGUCGAACGAGAGCUCCAAAGUUCUAGAACUGGAGCGGACGGUGAAUGAGACUUCUUGAGGAGAAGAAGAAGAAGAAGACUCAGCUCUCCUCACCGGCCCAGCGCAAUGCCGCCCACUGCUGACUGGGCUCCCCUUGUAUUUAUAAACCCCGUGAACAUAAACCCUGUUGAACAUGUCUUUAUUUUAUAACCCCCCUGAACACGUCUUUAUUUUAUAA
Molecule: messenger RNA, 1979 nt
Organism: Engraulis encrasicolus (European anchovy)
Lineage: Eukaryota; Metazoa; Chordata; Actinopteri; Clupeiformes; Engraulidae
Gene: creb3l2
Product: cAMP responsive element binding protein 3-like 2
Exons: 13
Coding region: 63-1820 (585 amino acids)
Biological process (GO): regulation of transcription by RNA polymerase II
Molecular function (GO): cAMP response element binding; DNA-binding transcription factor activity, RNA polymerase II-specific
Source: RefSeq, a predicted model, not a curated record